AUGCACUUAGCCAAGACUGUUCCUAAUGUUGAAAAGGAAAAAAGUAGGAACACACGCAAAAGGAAGACGCCUACAAGCAGUGCGCCUACGAGGAGGAAGAUGGUUAAGAAAACUGAGUACCCAUCCAUUCCGGAGAUGUCGGACGGGAUGAGAGAGCGAAUUAUGGAGAUGGGUGGGAGGGAAAUUCAUUUAGUAAUUCAAAAACAAGUUCAACAUACCGAUAUAAGUAAGAACCAUGGUCGACUGUCCCUGCCGAUAAAUAAACUCCGUUUUGAUUUUACGACAGAGGAGGAGAAGAAAUUGCUGGAUGAACAGGAAAACAAAAACAAGAAGGGGAUGAACGUGGUGAUGAUAUAUGAUGUUGGGAGAGAAAGUAUUAUAUGCUUGAAGAAGUGGAAAAUUGGGAGCAGCGAUACGUACUGCUUGAUGACGCAGUGGAAUAAGUUGGUGGAAGAGACUGCAUUGAAAGCGGGGGAACACAUCCAACUGUGGUGCUUCCGUAAGGAUGAGGCUCAACUUUGUUUGGCUAUGGUUAAAUUAGGUAGCUGUUAG
Molecule: messenger RNA, 552 nt
Organism: Cucurbita maxima (winter squash)
Lineage: Eukaryota; Viridiplantae; Streptophyta; Magnoliopsida; Cucurbitales; Cucurbitaceae
Product: B3 domain-containing protein At2g31420-like
Exons: 1
Coding region: 1-552 (183 amino acids)
Molecular function (GO): DNA binding
Source: RefSeq, a predicted model, not a curated record